ACAUGUUAUUAUAGUGUUACACCUGUCUUGUACCUAAAGCGUUCUCUUUUCUCAGCUUCACUAGCUUUAUAGCCCUGUUGUUUCUUUUUGCUGGGUUCACAUUAUUGUGUUCCAAAUCCCGUCAAUGAUUGCCUAUCUCACUCUCAAUCCAUGUGUCAUACCCCAUUUUCUUUGAACAUGUGUGUGUGAGAAAAAUGAGCUCAUAAAUGUGUCAGAAAAAUUAAGCUAAGCUAAGUGUUUGUCUUCUUCCUUCUUUGUUUUCUUGUUAGGCUAAUCAGUAUCACCGACAGAACCAAAACCUUUUAAAUUAGUAACAUAAACAGUUUAAUAUAAGUGUUGUUAAUUAAGUACAUGCAUUUGGAUCUGUUUGAUUCCCUUCCCUCCUCUCUUUCACAAAGCGACAGCAUUUUCACAUGCAUGUAACAGAUUGAAAGCCAAAGCAAGAUUGUGUUUUGUUCUAACAAGAGGCGCCAUGAGGAGGAACCAGAUAGUUUUGGUUUUGGUUUGGGUUAUGGGCAUUUGUGCCACCACAUUGUUGUGUGCAACGGUGGACUAUGAUCACAGAGCAUUGCUCAUCGAUGGAAAACGCCGUGUGUUGAUAUCUGGUUCUAUUCAUUACCCUCGAAGUACUCCAGAGAUGUGGCCAGACCUUAUUCAGAAAUCCAAAGAUGGAGGAUUGGAUGUUAUUGAGACAUAUGUUUUCUGGAAUCAACAUGAGCCAGUUAGAGGCCAGUAUAAUUUUGAGGGCAGGAACGAUUUGGUGAGGUUUGUUAAGGCAGUAGCCGCUGCCGGUCUAUACGUGCAUCUUCGGAUUGGUCCAUAUGUCUGUGCUGAAUGGAAUUAUGGUGGUUUCCCUCUUUGGCUGCACUUUAUUCCGGGAAUUAAAUUCCGAACAGACAAUGAACCAUUCAAGGCAGAAAUGAAGCGAUUCACGGCCAAGAUUGUGGAUAUGAUGAAGCAAGAAAAGCUCUAUGCUUCACAAGGAGGACCUAUUAUUUUAUCUCAGAUUGAGAAUGAGUAUGGAAACAUUGAUGGGCCUUAUGGCGCAGCAGGUAAAUCAUACAUCAACUGGGCAGCAUCAAUGGCUACAUCCCUUGAUACUGGUGUUCCCUGGGUCAUGUGCCAGCAAGCAGAUGCUCCUGAUCCGAUUAUCAAUACAUGCAACGGAUUUUACUGUGAUCAAUUCACACCAAACUCUAACAAAAAACCAAAAAUGUGGACUGAGAAUUGGACUGGAUGGUUUCUUUUAUUUGGUGGUGCUACUCCUCGUAGACCUGUGGAAGAUAUCGCAUUCGCUGUAGCUCGCUUUUUCCAGAGAGGUGGAACAUUUCAGAAUUAUUAUAUGUAUCAUGGAGGAACCAACUUUGACCGCACAAGUGGUGGACCUUUCAUUGCCACAAGUUAUGAUUAUGAUGCACCAAUUGAUGAGUAUGGAAUUAUUAGGCAGCCUAAGUGGGGCCACCUUAAAGAUCUGCAUAAGGCCAUAAAGCUUUGUGAAGAAGCAUUGAUAGCUACUGAUCCAACAAUUUCAUCUCCUGGUCCAAAACUAGAGGUUGCAGUUUAUAAAACAGGAGAUAAAUGUGCUGCGUUCCUUGCCAACGAUAAUGAUAAUUCCGAUGCAACAGUAAAGUUCAAUGGCAACUCAUAUCAGUUGCCAGCCUGGUCUGUGAGCAUCUUACCAGACUGCAAGAAUGUAGUGCUCAAUACUGCAAAGAUUAAUUCUGCAUCUAUGAUUUCAAGCUUCACAACUGAAUCCUCAAAAGCAGACACUUCUUUAGAAGCAUCUACUUCAGGAUGGAGCUGGAUUAGCGAACCGGUUGGUAUUUCGAAGGCAGAUUCAUUCGCUAAAAUUGGAUUAGUUGAGCAAAUAAAUACAACAGCUGAUAGAAGUGAUUACUUGUGGUACUCACUAAGUGUUGAUCUUCAAGAUGAUGCUGGUUCUCAAGCUGUCCUUCAUGUUGAGUCGCUUGGCCAUGCACUUCAUGCUUUCAUCAAUGGGAAGCUCGCAGAUAUUGUUCAAAACAUUUCAGGGAGCAGCCAAGGAAAUGGUAACAAGCGGGCACUCGAUGUGGACAUCCCCAUCACUCUUGUGGCUGGGAAGAACACAAUUGAUCUUCUUAGUUUGACUGUCGGACUUCAGAACUAUGGAUCUUUUUUCGACAUAUGGGGAGCCGGAAUCACUGGUCCAGUUAUAUUGAAAGGUUUGAAGAAUGGCAACACUGUUGAUCUCUCUUCUCAGAAGUGGACUUAUCAGGUUGGCCUCAAAGGUGAAGAUUUAGGUCUAUCUAGUGGAAGUUCCGGACAGUGGAACUCGCAAUCUACCUUGCCUAAGAACCAACCAUUCAUUUGGUACAAGACGAAUUUUGCUGCUCCAUCUGGAAGUAAUCCGGUUGCAAUUGACUUCACCGGAAUGGGAAAAGGCGAGGCUUGGGUUAAUGGACAGAGCAUUGGCCGCUACUGGCCUACUAAUGCUGCUCCGAAUGGCGUUUGCUCUGACUCAUGCAAUUAUAGAGGGCCUUAUACUUCAACCAAAUGUCAGACAAAUUGUGGAAAACCAUCACAGACAUUAUACCAUGUGCCGCGCUCGUGGCUGAAACCAGAUGGCAACAUUCUUGUAUUGUUUGAGGAAAGUGGCGGCGAUCCGACAAAGAUUUCUUUUGGUACCAAACAGGUAGCUAGCUUGUGUGCACACAUAUCAGAUUCUCACUUGCCACCGGUAGAAAUGUGGAACUCAGACACGAAAUCAGGUAAGAAAGUAGGGCCUGUGCUGUCACUCAAGUGUCCUCAUCAAGAUCAAGUCAUCUCUUCCAUCAAAUUCGCAAGCUAUGGAACGCCUUUAGGAACUUGUGGCGACUACUACCACGGACGCUGCAGCAGCAAUAAGGCCAUGUCCAUUGUGCAGAAGGCCUGCAUUGGAUCAAGUAGUUGUAGUGUUGGAGUAUCAACUGAUACAUUUGGAGAUCCUUGUAAGGGAGUGGCAAAGAGUUUAGCAGUUGAAGCAAUUUGUACUUAAACAGACAUUUUUUACCAUCUUGGAUUGAUGGAGUAUUGGUUAAUGCAAGUGCUUCAUGCUAAGAGCAUUGCAAGAUUGUAUUAUUGUAGUAAGCCAGGAAAUAAUUGCCAAAAAUAGAAGAUUAGUAUAGUCCCACUUGCAUGGAAAAGAAAGAAAGUCUUUCAAUGAUGCAAGAUACGUGAUUAUAAAUAACUCUUCCAAAGUCUCACUUCCUUAAUUGAAAGUAAUUGUAUGAGGAAAAAUUUUACUCAAUUGGAAAAUUUAAGGAGCAUUUGAAGUUUCCUUUUAA
Arachis ipaensis is the source of this 3302-nucleotide messenger RNA. The record is from RefSeq and is a predicted model, not a curated record. NCBI's taxonomy places the organism in Eukaryota, Viridiplantae, Streptophyta, Magnoliopsida, Fabales, Fabaceae.